CAACGUCAAAAAAUUAACUUGAAGCCUUUCUAAAAACCUAAGUACAACGCUUUGAUUCGGCAAAUGAUUUUAAAUAUUUGCAGCUAUUUUUAAUUUCAGCACUGACCGCAAGGCACUCGUUCAUUUUUCUUUUCCUCAGGAUUUUUCAAAUAGCGCGCAUUAACUUGAUGAAUCGCGUGCCACAAAGACUAGUUGUGGGGAAAUUGGCAAUAUGACGCUUUUUAGGGCGGAGUCCCAUGUACAUUUAUUUCUCGAAUGCGAAAGUGUACAUGCAUGAAACAGAUUAAGAGUGACCCUUCGCAAAGUGCUUUAAGGAUAGGUGACGCCCUUCUUCGAAUAUGCCUUAAACGGUUGUUGUUUUGGAGCAAGAUAUCCCAGACUGUGCUGUGUGUGCGAAAACUCUCAUGCGAGAAAGUCAAGGUUCCAGGAGGAAUUCUUCAAUAGAAAAGUUCUGGAUCUGCGUAUCUAAAUCGUUCGUUUGGAAAAGGGACUGUACCAUGGAGACAAUGCUUUUCAUCUGUAUUUUGUUCAUCAGUGCUGUGGCAACACAACAAGUGCAAGGCCAGACUUCCACUCUGCCUCGCCUGACUGGCUGCUUUUCUCGAGAACUAAUGACUUUUCAUUGCCAAUGGGAGACUGGAUCUCUCCACAACCUCACAGAUCCUGGAGAUCUAAGACUUUUCUACAUAUUAGAAAAGGAUUCCAAGAAAAAUGAGAGAAAAUGGAGUGAAUGUCCAAGUUACAGCUCUUCGAGGAUGAAUGAAUGCUACUUUAAUUCCAGCAAUACCAUUAUUUGGUACCCUUACAGGAUCCAACUACGUUCACGCUCUCUUGAUUUUGCAUACGAUGAAAUGUACUUCAAUGUGGAAGAUAUUGUGUUUCCAGACCCGCCUGUGGGACUCAACUGGACACUUUUAAGUAUGGGCUCAUCUGGCUUAAUCUGUGAUGUGGUUGUGAGCUGGGAGCCACCCCACUCAGCAGCAGAGAAUGUGAAGAUAGGAUGGAUGUUGUUGGUGUAUGAGACACAGUACAGAGAAAAGGGUUCAGACCAGUGGAACUCACUAGAGAAUGGCAAAGAAACACAGGCAUAUAUCUAUGGUCUGCGCAGCAACACUGAAUAUGAGAUCAGGGUGAGGUCAAAAAUGAGAGGUUACAAUUAUGGUGACUUCAGUGACUCCAUCUUCAUACUCAUUCCUUACAAAGAAUCAAGAGUUCCUAUUACAGCUGUGCUCAUCUUUUCUGCUGUUGGUAUCGGGAUUAUCUUAAUGCUGGUUGUAGUUUCACAUCAACAUAAGCUAAUGGUGAUAUUCCUACCACCUGUCCCUGGACCAAAAAUCAAAGGGAUUGACCCAGUGCUUUUACAGAAAGGCCAACUGAGUGAAUUUACAUCAAUCUUAGGCACCCACCCAGGCUUACGCCCAGAACUGUAUAGUAAUGAUUCAUGGGUCGAGUUUAUAGAGGUGGAUUUCGACGAACCACAUGAGAGUCAGGAGGAGCUCCUCAUUGCCCACUCUCCGGUCUCUGACUCACUGCAAAUGUCCAGUGGUUUCAGGGAUGAUGACUCAGGUCGGGCUAGCUGUUGUGACCCAGACCUGUCAGAUCAUGAUCAAACAGAUCUUCAUCAGACUUUAGUCAGUGGACAUGAUGGUUUCCACCCCCUGUCUCGUGCUCACUCUGGUACACCACAGCCUGCGGCUGUCGUUCCACAAAACACAACCUGGACUAACAGCCUAUAUUCACAGGUCAGUGACGUUACAAAGCGUGGUGAAGUGAUGCUUUCUCCAGAGGAACAAGAAAUGCUCUGCAAUACCAGGUGUCAUAAUGAGGCUCUUAAUGAUAAUGAAAAUAAUAAGAGGAAGGAACUACAGCAGUUGGUGGUGAUCCCUGAUGAAAGAGGCUACACCUCCGAGCUUGUUGCCAGUGUAAUCAGCGCCCAACGCAGCCAACCUACAACAGACUAUUCUCCCUGCACAGAACAGGGUCAAGAAAAACACAGUACAUUCAGAGAACUUCAGAACCUGAGCACUAAGACAGACAAUUCACUUCACCUGUCCACAGCAUUUGCCAUUCUUGCAAAGCCUACCAAUCCAGAGUACACCAUGGUGGAUGGAGUGGAUUGGAAAAACAGUCUCUUCCUGAAACCAAAUACACAAAUUGCCCCACAAGCAAAAGCAGUGCUAAAAACUUGGCCUACUCCUGAAGGAUACUUGACUCCUGAGCUACUAAGCAACCUUAACUAAAAGUGGAGGACUUUCUUGGGAAGCAUCAAAGACUAGGGAUAUGUUUGCUCUUAGUGAGAUAUGUGACACAGUUAGUCAACACUAAACACCAUGUGUGAUCCAUGAGGCACCACAUGGAACAAAGCCAAUUGGGCCCCUCAAGUGGUCUAGAUGUAAUGGCAAAACAUUUUUGGAAAGCAAAUUAAUGGUUGUAUCAGACAUACAUUUUAUUCUCUUGAUGUUACCUUCAUAAUAACAUAUUUUAGCAUGUUGUUUACUCUCAUAAGUUUUUAUAUUUGAUAUUGUAUGCACCCAAAUGGAGAUGCAUAAAAGCUACAUUGGUAUGAUUUGGCUUCUUGAAAAGAUAGUUCACCCAAAAACUCUCUCAUCAUUUACUUAUUUUCAUGCCAUCCUAGAUGUGUAUGACUUUCUUUCUUCUGCUGAACACAAACAAAGGUCAGACAAUGCAAGUGAAUGGUGACCAGACCUUUCAAGCUCCAAAAAUCACAUAAAAUCAGCAUAAACGUAAUCCAUAUGACUCCAGUUGUUUAAUGUAUGUUUUCUAAAGUUAUGCAAUCACUAUGUGUGCUAAACAGAACAAUAUUUCAAUACUGAAAGAAAGUGAAAGUGGAGAUUUAUAGUAAAAAAGUAUUUACAUUUUUAUCUGUUUCUAACCUGCAUCUAUUAUAUCGCUUCUGAAGACAACCACUGGGGUCAUUUAGAUUACAUUUAUGUUGCCUUUAUGUGAUUUUUGGAGCUUGAAAAAUCUGGUCAACAUUUACUUUUAUUGUAUGGAUCUACAGGGCUGUAAAAUUCUUCUAAAAAUCGUUUGUGUUCUGCAGAAGAAAGUCAUACACAUCUAGGAUGGCAUGUGUGGGAGUUAAAUAUUCCUUUCAAUUACUUCUCCAUAAUGUGGACUUUUAUCAUCUAUUCAAUUUGAGUUAUCGGCAAACUAACCAUUAAAUGUCUGUGUAAAGUGCCUAUUUAGGAUUAUAUUUCAACAUUUUCAGUGUUAUAAAGAAUAAUGCCAUGUUGCACACUGAGGGUUUUAAAUCAAGAAGGAUCCCUUAAGUGAACUGUUACAGGCUUUUGUUAUCACUGUAUUUUGGUUCAAUGAAAGACUGGACAUGCUUUUGUUCCAAAAUGCUGUGAAUACGGUCAAUUUUGUUUAGUGCUGUGUUUGGGCCAAGAAUAAAUGUUGUGUAACAGUGCAAAAUAUAUAUAGCUAUAUAUGUGUCUUUGUAAUAUACAAGGUAUUUCUUAAUAAAAGGCACCAACGAUA
This is a messenger RNA of Xyrauchen texanus (razorback sucker), 3501 nucleotides long. RefSeq names its product growth hormone receptor b (gene ghrb). Gene Ontology annotation, molecular function: cytokine receptor activity; protein binding. The record is from RefSeq and is a predicted model, not a curated record. Lineage: Eukaryota; Metazoa; Chordata; Actinopteri; Cypriniformes; Catostomidae. Gene Ontology annotation, cellular component: external side of plasma membrane. The transcript has 9 exons. The coding region runs from base 405 to 2240 and encodes 611 amino acids. Gene Ontology annotation, biological process: cytokine-mediated signaling pathway.